Nezara viridula (southern green stink bug) is the source of this 3640-nucleotide messenger RNA. Lineage: Eukaryota; Metazoa; Arthropoda; Insecta; Hemiptera; Pentatomidae. The record is from the annotation of a GenBank genome assembly.
AAUGACAACACUUUAUCAAUAAGUUAGCAGUAAAUAUAUUUUUUUAAUAACAAAUCUUAAAACUUCUUAAAUAAAAAGGAACAAAAAGGAUUUUAUUUACAUUGAUUAGAAAAAAACAAGAGUGCAGCAUAACCGAUAACGUCAACUUCAAAUUAGCGAAGGUUCACCAGAAGUUAGGUUAGUCUCUUGUGAAUAUUCCCGUGGUGGUCAGUUUCGAGAUGAUAGGCUUCAUCAAUUCUCAUUGAUGAUAAUUUAGCAAAUAUUCGGUUUGUUUUUUAUGAUUGUUGUUGUGUGUGAUUGUUUUAUAAUUUAUUUUUUAAACUAAUCAGUUCAAUAUAAUGAUUUCAACUAAUAACAAGUCUCAGAAUAUGUUAGAUAGUUUAAAGAAAUUCAGAUUUGAAAAGAAAACUGAUUCUCAAGUUUCAGAAACAGGGUCUAACAAUACUGAAUCUGUAUCUUCUGAAGUCCAUACAAUAUCUGAUUCAGAAUCAAAUGAUUCAGUACAACAGAACAACCAGGAUUCUAAUUCACCUAACUGUGAGUCACUCAAGAAAGAAAAUGAGGCAGAAGAAGAAGAGGAAGAAGAAAAGGCUAGUUUUUUAAAAAUAGAGAGUGUUCGAACGAUUUCAAGUGUACACUCUGUUUCUGAUUCUGAUAGCCAAGACAGUAUUAUUAGGAGAAAAGAUAAUCGUAUUAGUCCUGCAAUAGUUUCAGAUUCAGAAGAAGAGGAAAAUGAACCUAUUAAAAAAUAUUCCAGGAUUAAGACUAUGAAUUCUGGUCAGUCUAAGAAAAAAUCUGUCAAAAGUAGUGCUAGAGAAAAAAGUGAAAAUGGAAUUAAAAAACGUAAAGCAUCAACAUUAGAGGAGAAGAGUGAAAAGAAAAAAGUUUGUGAUGGUUCGGAACAGCAAACAAAGGGUUUUGAAGGGGGCGAAAACGAGCCAAAGAUUGCCAAAAUAUUUCCUCCUAACAUUAAAGCUGUUUAUACUAGUGUAAUCAAACUAAAUGUUCAAUAUACUGCUAAGUGUAAAGUUUGUGGAAGUGUUGAUCAUUCAGAAUUACAAUGUUCUUAUAAAAAUUAUAAGUGUAAUAAUUGUCUAACAUUAGGCCAUCUUGCUAAAGUAUGUAUCAAACCCAAAGUAGAAGAACCUAUAAAAGAUAAAUCAAAAGAAGAAAAAUCAAAGAUGACAAUGAAAUCUAGAAAAGAAAAAAGUACUGAAUGGAAGCAUAGAAACAAGAAAGCUAAAAAGGCUAAAAAGGAAAUCAAUGAUGAGGAUGUCGACACAUGGUCAGAUAAUGUUUACGAUAGCGAUGCAGAUUCAGAUGUCGAAGUAUCAAAUUAUAUGACUGGGACAAAAAAGAAGGUUUUUGAAUUUUUAAAUACAGCUACCACAGUUGAACUACUCUCAGUCCCAUCUUGUACUCAGAACAGAGUAAAUAACAUUAUUGAAGCUCGACCAUUUUCAGGCUGGAGAGAUAUGGUACAAAAACUAGAAAGUGGAAAAAACAUGGGAGCUCAAAUCCUUAACUUGGCAUUAGAUGUUUUAAAAACUAGGACAAUAGUUUCAAAAUUGAUGGAAAAGUGCUUAAAGCUUGCCAUCUCUACUGAAGAAGCUAUAGCUGCAGGAUCUACUCGGCUCAAGGAACAGCCUUCUCUCUUGUGCCCUGAACUACGAUUGAAAAGUUACCAAAUGGUCGGCCUCAACUGGUUGGCUGUUAUGCAUUCCCAAGAUUUGAGUGGGAUCUUAGCUGAUGAAAUGGGUCUUGGUAAAACUAUCCAAGUGAUAUCAUUUCUUGCAUACUUAAAAGAAACAGGGGAGAGUAAUUACCCACACCUUAUUGUUGUACCUGCCACUACAUUAGAAAACUGGGCUGUGGAGUUUACCCGCUGGUGCCCAUCCUUGCGUGUGGUCGUCUACCAUGGCAGCCCCGAUGAGAGAAGGGCUCUCAGGGUCAUGUGGUUCAAAGAAAAAUUUAAGUCAAUGGAUGUUAUUAUAACUACUUACAAUAUUAUUGGUACCAAUUAUGAAGAAAAGAAAAUGUUUAAGAUUAUCAAUUUAGAUUACGUUGUUUUUGAUGAGGCUCAUAUGUUAAAAAAUAUGAAUACACAGAGGUAUGCACAUCUUUUUAAUAUUAAUGCCAAGCGUCGCAUUCUUCUCACUGGUACACCUUUGCAAAAUAAUUUACUGGAACUGAUGUCAUUGCUGAACUUUGUGAUGCCAAACAUGUUUGCCGAUAAGAUACAAUACAUCAAAACAUUCUUUUCUAAAAAUAGCAAGCUUCCAGUGGAAAAUCUUCCACAAUUUGAGCAAAAGCAAGUUGAACUGGCUAAAAGGAUUAUGAAACCUUUCGUUUUGAGGAGGUUAAAACAAGAUGUCUUACAGGAUCUCCCAAAGAAGACUUCAGCUCUGAUCACGUGCCCUCUGGAAGAAAAACAAAAAAUUAAAUAUGAUGAAUACUUGCAAGAAAUUAAAUAUUGUGCUGAGAAUGAUCGAGAAAAUUAUAAUUACAUGUCAUCGUUUAUGCAACUGAGAAAGUUAGCAAACCAUCCCCUUGCUUGUCGUUAUUUAUUCCAGGAUGAACAGCUUAAAGACAUGGCCGAAAGGUUGUCUUUUGAUUAUAAUUACAAAGGCGAUAAUAAAGAACAUAUACAUGAAGACUUGAUGUAUAUGUCAGAUUACGAAAUACAUCAGUUAACUGAGGAAUAUAGGUGUAUAUCAAAAUUUAAGCUAGAAGAUCGGAUCAUUUGUGAAAGUGGAAAAUUAAAGAAGUUGGAUGAACUCCUGCCAAAAUUAAAGGAAGAAGGGCAUAGGGUGUUAAUUUUUAGUCAGUUUGUAUUUAUAUUGGAUAUUCUGGAGCAGUACCUGAAAAUUAGAGACCACGAUUACCUACGCUUGGAUGGUUCAACUAGAAGCUUAGAUCGACAGGAAUUAAUUGAUAACUACAAUGAAGAUUCAAAUAUCUUCAUUUUUCUGUUAACCACAAAGGCUGGAGGAAUCGGUAUUAAUCUCACUACAGCAGACACUGUUAUUAUUCAUGAUAUAGAUUUUAAUCCUUACAAUGAUAAACAGGCAGAAGAUAGAUGUCAUCGAUUGGGACAGCAAAAGCCUGUUCAUAUUAUGCGACUCAUUAGUGAAGGUACAGUGGAAGAGUAUAUUUAUAAGAAAGCACAGGAGAAAUUGCACUUAGAACAGGAAUUAAUUGCGACUGAAGAGGAAUCAGAAGAGAAAAAGAAUGUAGAAGACCUGUUGAAGGAAGCACUUGGUAUACAGACCUAAACUGAUACAAGCACUUUCCCAUUUCAUGUACUGUAUUAAAGAAAUCUACUCUCAUUCCAUUAAUGUUUGUGUUAUUAAAAGGUGCAUUUAUCAUUUAUUUAAAUUGGUUCUGAAAGUGCCUUCCAUGUGAUAUUAGUGGUUAGUGUUGGAUUUUGACCUGAAGGAGAGAAAAGUGUUAUUUUUUUCUUUUAUACUAUUUAUUUUUAAAAAUCGCUGAAAAGUGAAUCCGAUUAUUUUUAUGUUAAUAAUUUACUUUUAUAUUUUAAACAUAAAAAAAAGAAAUGAUCUAGCUCAUCAUUUGUACAGCUCUGUACUUAACCGAUUCAUUGUUUAUAAAACUUUGAAUCUCUGUCAUAAGAUGUUUU